GGUCAGAUGUCAUUUGAAUGUGAAAACAACGUGAAAUUCUAAUUUCAUAGAAUAAUUAUACUAAGUGUUUGUGAUAUAAAACUUGUUUAUAGAGUAUGAUUUCGAAAUAUCAAAUAAAUGGAUUGUUAUAGUUUGAUUGAUAGAUAACGCACACAGAUAACAAAGUUUUUGCAGAAUAAACACCAUGGCAAUGAAUUACGUUCGCCAAUUUACCAGAACUGCCCUAAUUGUUCCAAAGUCGAGGAACGUAGCCCUAAGGGCUAUAAGUACGAGUGAGCCGGCGAGACUUGGCAUGAUACCUAUUGUGGUCGAACAGACUGGUAGAGGAGAGAGAGCUUACGACAUUUACUCCAGACUCUUGCGGGAGCGUAUUAUUUGCCUAAUGGGACCCAUAAAUGAUGAUAUCAGCUCCCUAGUUGUAGCUCAACUCUUAUUCCUGCAGUCUGAAUCCAGUAAAAAACCUGUACAUCUGUACAUAAACUCUCCUGGCGGCAAUGUGACUGCUGGUCUAGGUAUAUACGACACCAUGCAGUACAUAACUCCGCCGGUGGCGACGUGGUGUGUUGGACAAGCUUGCAGUAUGGCAUCCCUUCUUCUAGCAGCUGGUGCACCAGGCAUGCGUCACGCAUUACCAAAUUCCCGUAUAAUGAUCCAUCAACCGUCUGGUGGUGUUCGUGGACAAGCCACUGAUAUUCAAAUUCAAGCUGAAGAGAUUUUAAAACUGAAGGCGCAGAUUAAUGGACUUUAUGUCCGUCACACUGGUUUGGCUUUAGAAAAAGUGCAAAAUUCCAUGGAGCGAGACCAUUUUAUGUCACCAACCGAGGCUAAAGUGUUUGGCCUGAUUGAUAAUAUACUAGAGCACCCUCCAUCCCAUGCAAUGGAAAAUGAAUGUUCAGUUCCACCAACAAGUCCAGCUGCUGCAACUACUACUGAUUAGAAUUUUUAGAUAGAAAUAUGUAACAAAUUAAUUUUAUUGACAAAGGACAAUGAUAAUGUAAGUUAAAGGGGUAGAUAGGUUUGAUUGUUUGAAAAAAUUUAAAAAUAAAAUAAUUAAUAAUAACAAUAUUAAUAUUCAUCUUUAUAAACUGCUGCCAAAGUUACCCUCCAAUACUGGUUGCAGUGAAAUAAACACAAGCAUUUUCUUGGAUGUUAUAUCAGGUAACAUUUUGUAGGUGCAUUCAAUGUUAACUAGGUGAAGAAAUGUAAUUAUUUAGCCUUCCUUAGGAAGGCUAGAUUUAUGACACUAAUUAGUGAUGACAAAUGGCUUAAAAAUGGAAAGUAACAUAUUUAACAUACUAAUAAUAUCAAAUGUUGGUUUUCAAAUUUUUAUCAACUAUCUGAACUUAGUUUGGAUGAUUAACCAGUUUUAAUGAGAAUACAACCCAUCUACCUCCUUACUUAUAACACCAUUGGUAUGGGUAAAGUAAAAUAUAUGAGUUUAAUUUUUUAAA
This is a messenger RNA of Pararge aegeria (speckled wood butterfly), 1451 nucleotides long. It is a transcript of the gene ClpP, whose product is annotated as ATP-dependent Clp protease proteolytic subunit. The transcript has a single exon. Gene Ontology annotation, cellular component: endopeptidase Clp complex. Gene Ontology annotation, biological process: protein quality control for misfolded or incompletely synthesized proteins. Lineage: Eukaryota; Metazoa; Arthropoda; Insecta; Lepidoptera; Nymphalidae. Gene Ontology annotation, molecular function: ATP-dependent peptidase activity; serine-type endopeptidase activity; ATPase binding. Bases 185 to 937 code for a protein of 250 amino acids. The record is from RefSeq and is a predicted model, not a curated record.